CGGGUCCGGCACCCGAUUCCAGCCCCGCAGGAGAAGCCCACGAGUCCCCGAAGGAGCUCCGAGGUUCCCCAAGCGCUCGCCGCCGCGUGCUGGCCCUCGCAGCACCCCCGGGGCCACCCCCGCCGCCGUCGCCUCCCGCCCCCCGCCGCCAGCACGACGCCGUCCCCCGCGUCCCCGCCGCCUCCGCCGCCGCCCGGCCCGCACCGCUGCGCCGACUGCGGCAAGACCUUCGGCGCCCGCUCGCGCCUGGCGGUGCACCGGCGCGUGCACACGGGCGAGCGCCCCUUCGCCUGCGCCCACUGCGGCAAGCGCUUCAGCCAGAGCUCGGCCCUGGGCCUGCACCGGCGCCUGCACACCGGCGAGCGGCCGCACGCCUGCGGCGACUGCGGCAAAGCCUUCGCCGUCGCCUCCCACCUGGCGGUGCACCGGCGCGUGCACACGGGCGAGCGGCCCUUCGCCUGCGCCCACUGCGGCAAGCGCUUCAGCCAGAGCUCGGCGCUGGCCCUGCACCGCCGCGGCCACACCGGCGAGCGGCCGCACGCCUGCGGCGACUGCGGCAGAGCCUUCGCCGUCGCCUCCCACCUGGCCGCUCACCGCCGCAUCCACACCGGGGAGAAGCCUUUCCCCUGCCCGCGCUGCGGCAAGCGCUUCCGCCAGCGCUCCGGCCUCGUCACGCACCAGCGGGGGCACAACGCCCGCAAGCCCUACAAGUGCACCGAGUGCGGCAAGGCCUUCGGGCAGAGCUCGCACCUGAUGCGGCACCUGGGCACCCACACGGGCGAGAAGCCCUACAAGUGCGGCGCCUGCGCCAAGAGCUUCACCCAGAACUCCAACCUCCUCCAGCACCAGCGCGCCCACACCGGCGAGAAGCCCUACGAGUGCGGCGCCUGCGGCAAGCGCUUCGGCUGGAGCUCCAACCUCAGCCAGCACCGCCGCCUCCACAGCGGCCAGAAGCCCUUCCGGUGCGGCCAGUGCGACAAACGCUUCGGCGAGAGCUCCCGCCUGGUCGAGCACCAGCGCACGCACACCGGUGAGAAGCCCUACCGCUGCCCCGAUUGCCCCAAAACCUUCAGCCGCAGUUCCCACCUCGUCCGCCACCGCCGCCUCCACGCUACCGAGCGGGGGCCCGGCCCGGCGCUGGCUGUGCGCCGGGGGCUCUGAGGGGCUCCCCGGGGUGAGGGGAGGAGGCGGCGGUGGUUCCGCGGUGGCCGCGGGGAUGGGGUUUGCCCUCUUGGUGCCCGUCGCCGAUGGAAGGAUUCAUGGAAGAGCCGUGACGCGGCCUGUGGCUGCCUCAGCCCUUCUCUGGUGGCCCCUGGGGACGUGGUUGGGCCCUGCCCGUCGUCAACGCGAAGGUUUCGGGAGGAUCCGUGAUGUGGCCAGCGGUUCCUACAGCCCUUCCGUGGUGGCCACGGGGACCUGGUUAGGCCCCGUUGGCGUUCAUCGUCAACGCAAGGACUCGGGGAGGAUCCGUGACGUGGCCAACGGCUCCUGUGGCCCUCCUGCGGUGGCCGCGGGGACGCGGUUUGGCCCCCGCGAUGCCCGUCGUCGUGGGGAACCCCUGCGGGCAAACGGCCACGGGACUGGGGACAAAAGCGGCCACAGAGGGGAGGACUCAUGAGGCGGCCAACGGCUACGCAGCCCUUCUUUGUUGGCCGCGGGGAUGCGGCUUGGCCCUUUUGGUGCCCACCAUCAGCGCAAAGACUCAGGAAGCGUCCGCGACGUGGCCAGCAGCCACCCAGCUCUUCAGUGGUGGCCACAGAGAUGUGGCUGGGUCCCAUCAGUGCCCGCUGCCAAGGCGAGGACUUGGGAGGGUCCACGAUGUGGCCAACGGGGACGUGAUUUGGCCCCACUGGUGCCCCCCUCCCCCCCCCGGUGGCUCUUGGAGAAGCCGUGUGGGCGACCAGAGGUGGCAGUGGGGCUAAACGCGGACGCAAAGACGUGGGGAGGACCCACGACGUGGCCCGAUGGCUUCUGCAGCCUUCCUGCGGUGGCCACCAGGACAUCAUUUGGCCCCGUUGGCACCCGGUGUCAUUGCAAAGACUCGGGGAGGCCCCGUGACGCAGCCAGCUGCUGCCGUGGCCCCUCUGUGGUGGCCACGCGCCCACG
Molecule: messenger RNA, 2106 nt
Organism: Cygnus atratus (black swan)
Lineage: Eukaryota; Metazoa; Chordata; Aves; Anseriformes; Anatidae
Product: zinc finger protein 239-like
Exons: 4
Biological process (GO): negative regulation of transcription by RNA polymerase II
Molecular function (GO): DNA-binding transcription repressor activity, RNA polymerase II-specific
Source: RefSeq, a predicted model, not a curated record